Messenger RNA from Juglans regia (Persian walnut), 564 nucleotides. RefSeq names its product carotene epsilon-monooxygenase, chloroplastic-like. The record is from RefSeq and is a predicted model, not a curated record. Gene Ontology annotation, biological process: carotenoid biosynthetic process. Gene Ontology annotation, cellular component: chloroplast. The transcript is spliced from 5 exons. Gene Ontology annotation, molecular function: heme binding; iron ion binding. The coding region runs from base 1 to 549 and encodes 182 amino acids. NCBI's taxonomy places the organism in Eukaryota, Viridiplantae, Streptophyta, Magnoliopsida, Fagales, Juglandaceae.
AUGUUCAUGGAUCUUCAGAAAGCUGGGACUGGUGUUAUUUUGAGAGAUGAACAUGGGCAGGUCUUAAUGGCAGCUAGUAAAGUUGAGUUUGAGGUUGAAAAUCCAGAAGUAAUAGAGCUCCUGGCACACAAUGGUUCAGUGUUGACGUGGACACUCUAUCUUCUGAGUAAGGACUCGACCUCAUUGGUGAAAGCACAAGAGGAAGUUGACGGAGUUCUACAAGGAAAACCUCCUGCUUAUGAAGAUAUUAAGGAUCUAAAGUUCUUGACCCGCUGGAUAAUUGAGUCACUCCGUCUAUAUCCACAUCCUCCUGUCUUAUUAAGAAGAGCUCAAGUUGCUGACGUGCUUCCUGGAGCUUUCAAGGUUAAUGCUGGUCAAGACAUUAUGAUUUCUGUAUAUAAUAUCCAUCAUUCCUCACAGGUCUGGGAGAAAGCUGAAGAGUUUGUGCCAGAAAGAUUUGACUUAGAAGGCCCAAUACCUAACGAAACGAAUACAGAUUUCAGGUAUUGGAUUUUUAUAUCCUUCAGAGAUGCCAAAAGAGUUUUAUAACUUCAAUGCUGUUUU